GUCAGUUCACUUGCACAGAACAAGCAGGGUUGGAAGGGCCCGGUGAAUGAUUAAAGCCUCUCCCAUCCUGCACUGAACCCCAUCCCUUCGUCGUUAUGUGUCCAGGUGUUUGACAACUUACCUGAAGAGAGGGGGUGUCUGUCGGGGCGGGUCAGGUUCUCCCCCUCCCUCACACCGGUUCCUGGAGAAAGAUGGAUGCCGGAUCCCUGCUCAGCUAUCUUUGGCUGACUCUCUCUGUCAUCAUCUCUGGGACUGGGGCGCCCCCUCGCACUGUGAAUGGAACUGUGGGACACUCGGUCUCCUUGCAUCCUUCAGUCAUACUUGGAUGGUACAAUGAUGCUCUGUGGAAGAAAGCACCACACAUCACAAUAGCAAAGACCACAGGGAGCAACAUUAGAUGCUAUGGUACUGAGGAGUACAAGCGACGGAUAACCCUUCAUCCCAGGAACUACAGUCUGGAAAUCCGUGAUCUACGGAGAGAGGACGCUGGUGAUUAUGAACUAACUGUUACAAAUGAGACCGGAGUUGACAUGAAAUGGAAAGUGCGACUGGAGGUGUACGAGCCCGUGUCAGGAACAAACAUCACGGUUCAGAACAUCACCGGGACCUGCAACCUCACCCUGACCUGCUCCGUGACCUCAGGCAACCCCACCAGCUUCAGGUGGUGGAGGGGAGGAGAAGCUGUGGGAAACGACAGCCCCCAUCACCUCUGGGAACACGGAGAGACGGUAGAGGUUCAUCACACAGCAGAGGUGGAGGGCGUUGUGUACAGGUGUGAGGCCAGGAACCCCGUCAGUGAGGGCACGGCACAGAUCCGGCUGCGGGACGUCUGUAAACUGGACACACCUGUGGAGAGAAGCUGUCUCUGUGGAUGUCGGCUGAGGGCCACAGUCGCUGCCGUCCUGCUCCUGAUUCUCCUCUCAAUCACGGUCGCCGUCCACGUCAUCAGCUCUCGCCCGGGCACCGGAACAGAAGUCAGACUUCACAAGGCUGAAUGACUCCCCCUCACCUCUUUCCUUCUCCCCAUACCCCCCUCCCAGUCUUCCUCCCUCUGCUCCUGCCCCUCCCCAUUAUUCUCCUCCCCUUCCCUCUCCCUCCCUUCACACCUCUCCUUUCUCAUGUUCUGCCACCCCCCACCCCCCCCACUCGACUCAUGUAGGUUGAAUGGAAGGCAGAGGGAGGAUUGGGUAGGGGAGGAGGUACGGAGGCCGGAGGGUGAGAGGAAGGAGGAGGGACAGGUGGGGAGGGAAGGUGGAGGAGGUGGGAGUCAAGAGGAGGAGAAGGGGUGGAGGGUGGAUGGG
This is a messenger RNA of Pristis pectinata (smalltooth sawfish), 1301 nucleotides long. RefSeq names its product SLAM family member 5-like. Bases 192 to 998 code for a protein of 268 amino acids. The transcript is spliced from 5 exons. The record is from RefSeq and is a predicted model, not a curated record. Lineage: Eukaryota; Metazoa; Chordata; Chondrichthyes; Rhinopristiformes; Pristidae.